AUGGCUAGACCUUGGACAGCAGAUGAGACUAUAAAUUUAGCGAGAGCUUGGCUUGACGUAGCCGAAGAUCCAAAUGUAGAGGCUUUCCAACAACAAAGAACUUUUUGGAGCCGUGUAAGGGAGGUAUUUAUUAAUCUCCAAAAUCAUCAAGGCGAGCAAAGGAGCCUUGAGAGUGUGCAAGGAAAAUGGCGGAAGAUGCGCCACUCUAUUCACGAGUUCGAGCACAUCUAUGCUUGUUUUCACAAUGAAGAAAACCCGAGGCGUGCCGAACUUGCUUUAGAGGAGUAUCGUAUGACGCAUCCUGAUUUUCUCUACCUCCCGGAGUGGCACUUGCUACGAGCUAGUGCAAAGAUUUAUGAUGUGAUUUUAUCGAAUAUGUCUUAG
Messenger RNA from Erigeron canadensis, 384 nucleotides. RefSeq lists its product as uncharacterized. The transcript has a single exon. Bases 1 to 384 code for a protein of 127 amino acids. The record is from RefSeq and is a predicted model, not a curated record. NCBI's taxonomy places the organism in Eukaryota, Viridiplantae, Streptophyta, Magnoliopsida, Asterales, Asteraceae.